This is a messenger RNA of Maylandia zebra (zebra mbuna), 3105 nucleotides long. RefSeq names its product protein-O-mannosyltransferase 1 (gene pomt1). Gene Ontology annotation, cellular component: endoplasmic reticulum; membrane. Gene Ontology annotation, biological process: protein O-linked glycosylation via mannose. The record is from RefSeq and is a predicted model, not a curated record. NCBI's taxonomy places the organism in Eukaryota, Metazoa, Chordata, Actinopteri, Cichliformes, Cichlidae. Gene Ontology annotation, molecular function: dolichyl-phosphate-mannose-protein mannosyltransferase activity.
CAGCCACAGGCCAUGUAGUGGAGCUCCGAGCGAACCGAUGGUAGUGCAGUAUAAUCAAUCACCGGAAGCUUCGAACGGCCGCUGCUAUAAAACUUCGUUUAUACGCCUCUUGAGUUCAAAGCAUACACCGGGAGAAACGGCAAGAAGCGGACGGCAACAGAUGAGCUUAACCUGUUGGGCCACAGGGAAAGAGGGAGCAUACACCCCGAACAUAUCACCUGUCAAUCACAAGGCUACAAUGCAUCCAGGAAGUCUCCACAUUUUUCCACAUUUUUUAAAGAACCUCUCAAGCUCCAUCGGGUUAGAUGGGGAAUGUCGGUGCACAUCCAUUUUCAGAUCUCUCCAGAGAUGUUCAUUCGGGAUCAAGUCUGGGCACUGGCUGUGCCACUCAAAGACAAAGUGGUCCCAAAGCCAUUCCUUUGUUAUCUUGGCUGUGCUUAGAGUCGUCAUCCUGUUAGAAGGUCCAGAGGUCAGAGGUCCAGAGCACUCUGGAGCAGUCACAGCUGUGUGUCAGAGAUGCUACAGCUCCCCCUGGUGGUGACAGCCCAGGUAGACCUGCUUCUGGUGCUGGUCUCCUUGCUGGCCUUCUGGACCAGGCUGAGCCAUCUUAAUUAUCCCAAUGCUGUGGUGUUUGAUGAGGUGUAUUAUGGUCAGUUUGUGUCUCUCUACAUGAAGAGGGUUUUCUUCAUUGAUGACAGCGGACCACCUCUCGGUCAUAUGAUCCUGGCCUUUGGAGCGUACCUGGGAGGUUUUGAUGGGAACUUUGUGUGGAACAGAAUUGGAGCAGAGUAUCCUAGCACGGUGAAUGUGUGGAGUCUGAGGCUUCUGCCGGCCCUUUGUGGAGCUCUCUGUGUUCCUCUGGUCUACUUGUUGACUUUAGAGUUGAAGUUCUCCCACCUGUCUGCUCUGGGAGCUGCAGUGCUGUUGCUGCUGGAGAACUCUCUGAUUGUCCAAUCACGUUUCAUGUUACUUGAGUCUGUCCUCAUCUUCUUCGUGCUCCUGGCUUUCUUCUCAUACCUGCGCUUCCACAAUGCACCCAGCAGCUCCUGGUCCAGAUACAGUUGGCUGAUUCUCUCUGGUGUCUCCUGCGGUGCGGCUGUAGGGGUGAAGUACAUGGGUCUGUUCUCAUAUCUGCUGCUGCUGGUCGUGGCUUCUCUGCACACCUGGAAGCUUAUUGGAGACAAAACUAUCAGUCAUAUGAAUGUGUGUGUGCAAAGUGUACAUAGAGUUCUGUGUCUGGUGGUGGUUCCAGUCCUGCUCUAUGUGUUCUGGUUCUACGUUCACCUGAGUUUCCUGAACCGCAGCGGACCACAUGACCAGCUGAUGAGUUCUGCUUUCCAGGCCAGCCUGCAGGGCGGUCUCUCCAGGAUCACUCGGGGUCAGCCUCUAGAAGUGGCUUAUGGGAGUCAGGUGACUUUGAGAAGCUCUGUCUCCCAGCCAAUUCCCUGCUGGCUCCAUUCUCACAAAGUCAACUAUCCAAUCAGGUAUGACAAUGGGCGGGGCAGCUCUCACCAGCAGCAGGUCACCUGUUAUCCCUUCAAAGAUGUCAACAACUGGUGGAUCAUCAAAGAUCCGGGCAGGCAGAAGCUGGUGGUCGACACUCCUCCUCGACCUGUCCGUCACGGUGAUGUCAUCCAGCUGGUUCAUGGGAUGACGUCACGUUUUCUUAACAGUCAUGACGUAGCAGCUCCAAUGAGCCCUCACACUCAGGAAGUCUCUGGAUACAUAGACUUCAAUGUGUCUAUGCCGGCACAGAACCUGUGGAGGGUGGACAUUUCAAACAGGGAGGCAGAGUCAGAGGUGUGGAAGACCAUCCUAUCUGAAGUCCGACUCAUUCAUGUCAACACUUCAGCUGUCCUCAAGCUGAGUGGUGUGUCCCUUCCAGACUGGGGUUUCCGUCAGUUGGAGGUUGUAGCAGACAAACUGUUCAAAGCUCACAGCAGCAGUUUGGAAUGGACAGUGGAGGAGCACCGCUAUGGAACCAGUCAGGAGCAGAAGGAACGGGAGGCAGAGCUUCACUCUCCAACUCAUAUCGACGUUGAUAGAAAAAUUUCUUUCUGGGCAAAAUUUGUUGAACUGCAAUGGAAGAUGCUGACAGUAAAACAGGAAGAGUCGGAGCACAAAUACAGUUCCUCCCCAUUAGAGUGGAUCACCAUGGAGACCAACAUUGCAUACUGGCUGCACUCCUCCACCAAUGCUCAGAUCCAUCUAAUUGGUAACCCGGUGUCAUGGGGUGUGGCCAAUCUCAGCCUGCUGGCCUAUCAGCUGCUGGCAGUUGUCUACUUGUUGAGGAGGAGGCGAGGCUUGAAAGAUGUACCUGAUGGUGUGUGGGACCAGUUUGUGUGUCUGGGAUGUGUGUGCGUUGGCGGCUGGUUGGUGAACUUUGUUCCCUUCCUGCUUAUGGACAAAACUCUUUUCCUGUAUCACUACCUGCCAGCACUCUGCUACUUGUACCUACUAAGUCCAGCUCUGUUGGAGCAUGCACACACUCACCUGCUCAGCAGCGUGACACAUCAGCGUGCAUUGUGUGUGGGUGCAUUGGCUGUGUUGCUGUCAAUCUUCCUGACCUACCGCACCUUCUGUCCCCUAACCUAUGGAAGCCCUGAACUGUCAGCCCACCAGCUGCAAGGACUGAAGUGGAGGGACACCUGGGACAUCCUGUACCGACGUCGGUAGAAGGAUUAUGACCCACAUGGAGAGGAGUUUAUGAGUUGAACAGAAGAUGAACAUAUAUUCGGCUUGAGGUCAUCAGAGGAGGAGCUUCAGUUCUCAGACCUCUGACGCACCAACCCCUGAUGAUAAACUAGUGAUGACUGACGUUGACCGAAGGCUGAACACAAAAUGAAAGAUGAACAAAACAAUGAUGUGCCCUCAUUCUUUUUGUGUUUACACUGGAAAAGUGGAAUCGGUGGCUAUGAACUGGAUUUUACUUUUUCUUCAAAGAAACUAUAUUUUUUAGGACUUAAAAAAUAAUUUAGAAAAAAAAUAGAUUAACAAUGAGACUAAAGAAAGUGUUGCACAAUAGGAUUUUUCAUGUAAACAAGUUGAAGCUUAGUUUACAUCAGAGUAAAGAAAAAAAAUAAAGAAAAUGUGGUAAAAUAUGAA